UUAAAUUGUAUCGUAUUACCCUUCAUAAAAAAAUUCUUGAACUUUUUAGAACAAACAAACGAGCACGACACGUUUUUCGUUCAUACGGUUGUUUGUGUAAAAAAUCUUGGCCUGACUUCGCUGUCACCAUGUUAUAUCAAGCAAACAUAUGAUAAGAGGAUAUCACGGCAAAAUAAAAGAAAAGUAAAGUAGUAUUAAUGUGAUUGUGCGUCGUAGAUUUAGUAUCUCGUCGGUGUGUAAUAAAGCUUGUGACGAAAAACGUGACUUUUGGAUAGGGUUUCAAUAUAAGUUUUAAGUUUUUGCUGUUAUUAUCAUAAUGUCCAUGUGGAAUAGAGAAGCGGUUACUCUUCUUAUAGAAGAAUAUAGGAAGCAUGCUAACCUAUACUAAGUAAAAUCGGCCCAUUACAAAAAUAGAAACAUGAGAAGAACAUCUCUUGAACAAUUGCAAUCGGUAAUGCAGGCAUGUGUACCCAAUGUUUCUAUUGCCGACUUGCAAGCUAAGUUUCAAAGCUUAAAACAAAAUGCUGUCAAGGAAUAUAAAAAACAUUUAAACUCUAUGAAGAGUGGUGCAGGAGAAGAAGAGAUAUAUAUGCCUUCACUAUGGUAUUUUGACAUUAUAAGAUAUGUUUUGGAUGGUUGUCUACCCAGAGAAAGUAUUGACACAAUCAGUGUUGAUACAAUCAAUACAACAGAUGUUGAGGAUAGUAUAAUUGAUGGGGACGGAACCAGUACUAUAAUGGAUGCUAUCGUUAUAUUUGAUGGAGAUAUAACGGAAGAACCAAUCCUUGACGAACGUGUAGCUGAUGAAACUACCAUAGUAGAACAAACACCAACAACUUCGACGCACAAAGGUAGAGUAGGUUCUACAUUUAGUGACGAGCCCAAAAGCAAUAAAAAGAAAGAUAAUGAUCAUUAUCUGCAAAUGGUUUCGACUAAUUUGGCAAAGCUAAAUACAACGUUAGCAAUGCCGCCAAUGCUUAAUCAAACACAAAAGGAGGAAAUGGGAGGCAACGAACUGUUCGCAUCAUUUGUUGCAAAACGCAUGGACGAGAUUGAUGAUUUGGACAUUAGAGACGAUGUAGAAGAAAAAAUAAUGUCGGUAUUGAGGGAGGGUUUAAGAAGAAAUAGACAAAAGAAAAAUGAAUGAGUAAAUUUUUUUACGUGGUGUUGACACAUUUUAUAUUUAUUUUUGUUUAACAACUAUAUUUAAAAGUUUUAAUUAUAAUUUUUAG
Messenger RNA from Diabrotica virgifera virgifera (western corn rootworm), 1232 nucleotides. RefSeq lists its product as uncharacterized. Lineage: Eukaryota; Metazoa; Arthropoda; Insecta; Coleoptera; Chrysomelidae. The record is from RefSeq and is a predicted model, not a curated record. The transcript is spliced from 3 exons. Bases 419 to 1147 code for a protein of 242 amino acids.